Messenger RNA from Grosmannia clavigera kw1407, 762 nucleotides. RefSeq names its product ubiquitin-like protein. The transcript is spliced from 2 exons. The record is from RefSeq and is a predicted model, not a curated record. Gene Ontology annotation, cellular component: nucleus; cytoplasm. The coding region runs from base 1 to 762 and encodes 253 amino acids. Gene Ontology annotation, biological process: mRNA splicing, via spliceosome; protein modification process. Gene Ontology annotation, molecular function: protein tag activity. NCBI's taxonomy places the organism in Eukaryota, Fungi, Ascomycota, Sordariomycetes, Ophiostomatales, Ophiostomataceae.
AUGGGCGACACCGAAGCGGGAAACCGUUCCAGCGGUAGGCCGAGCAGAUCGGAUCGCAGUCGUAGUCGCUCGCCCCGACGACGAGACGACAGGCUAGAUCGAAACCGCGACUCCAAUAGUGAGCGCUUCCGUGAGCGUGAUCGCGACCAGGACCGAGGGCGAGACCGAGACCAGGAUCGUGACCGGGAUCGGGACAGGCCGAAAAAAAAGAGCGGUCGGGGCUUCAAGGUCAAGGAGAAGCGUCAGGACGAAGACGAUGGAGAGAGAGCUCGAGUUCGCUCGCCGCGCCGAGACAGUUACCGCGACGGUCCACGGGACAGAGAGCGAGAGCGAGAGCGAGAUCGCGAGCGGGAUCGAGGUGGGGAUCGAGGCGGGGAUCGAGGCGGAGAUCGGAGCAGAGAUCAAGGCCGUGGCCAAGGUCGUGACCGUGAUCGCGGACACAACCGCGACAAAAAGGAGAAGACCGAUUCUGGACCAGGCGCCAGUGCCGCUAAGAAGAAGACCAUUGUGCCUACCGCCAACCAGGAGUUCAUGAUCGUGCACGUGAAUGAUAGACUGGGCACCAAGGCGGCGAUUCCAUGUCUUGGUUCAGAUCUGAUCAAGCAAUUCAAGGUCAUGGUGGCGGCACGCAUCGGACGAGACCCGAACGAGAUCAUGCUGCGGCGGCAGGGUGAGCGGCCGUUCAAGGACCACUUGUCGCUGGACGACUACGGAGUCAGCAACGGGGUACAGCUGGACCUGGAGCUGGAUACAGGUGACUGA